Messenger RNA from Olea europaea var. sylvestris, 2290 nucleotides. Its product is annotated as inorganic phosphate transporter 1-4-like. The coding region runs from base 457 to 2082 and encodes 541 amino acids. The record is from RefSeq and is a predicted model, not a curated record. Gene Ontology annotation, cellular component: membrane. The transcript is spliced from 2 exons. Gene Ontology annotation, biological process: transmembrane transport; phosphate ion transport. Gene Ontology annotation, molecular function: phosphate transmembrane transporter activity. NCBI's taxonomy places the organism in Eukaryota, Viridiplantae, Streptophyta, Magnoliopsida, Lamiales, Oleaceae.
AACAGGCUCUAAAUAUUAGGUUGUCUACUUUGAGCAUAAGUCCUAUGGUACCCUUUGACUUGAGGAAGUUAGAUAAAUUUCAUAAUCUUAAGAAAACCAUAAGUAUAUUAGAUAGAUGAGGAUUCUAGCCCUCGGCAUAGUCCAAUGGUGUAAAAGAUAGGAGUGGGGUUAUCUCACGUUUUGCUGACAGUCGCAGUGUGGGGGUUCAAUUCCUGAAAUAUGGAAUUGGACUCCUUGUCGGUGAAGUGUACAUGCAGUUCUUAUUCUCUGGCCUGUUAUGACACAUUUCGCGAUUUACCUCCCUCACAAAACUCUAGGAGCGAGGCCGUGGGAGCAUUCAAAACUGGGGUUCAACCUUUUUUUUAGAUGAGGAUCCUAGAUAGAAGCAGCCACUGGUUUUACGGGUUUAGGAGUCAACAAGAAUUGGUAGAAGUAAUUCAAGAUUGAGAAAUAGUCAUGGCUAAGGAGCAAUUACAAGUGCUUAAUGCACUUGAUGUGGCUAAAACACAAUGGUAUCACUUCACUGCAAUUGUGAUUGCUGGUAUGGGAUUUUUCACCGAUGCCUAUGAUCUCUUCUGCGUUUCACUGGUAACCAAAUUGCUCGGCCGCAUAUACUACCACCAAGACGGAGCCAAAAAUCCAGGCACUUUGCCUCCCAAUGUGGCUGCUGCUGUCAACGGCGUCGCGCUUUGUGGUACUCUUGCAGGCCAACUCUUCUUCGGGUGGCUUGGCGAUAAAUUGGGUAGGAAAAAGGUGUAUGGCAUGACCCUUAUGCUUAUGGUCAUAUGUUCAAUUGCUUCUGCCCUUUCGUUUGGAGAUCAACCGAAGGCUGUUAUGGCUACACUUUGCUUCUUCCGUUUCUGGCUCGGUUUUGGCAUUGGAGGUGACUACCCGCUCUCCGCCACAAUCAUGUCCGAGUAUGCCAAUAAGAAGACUCGUGGAGCGUUCAUUGCUGCAGUUUUUGCAAUGCAAGGUUUCGGAAUUUUGGCUGGUGGAAUGGUAGCAAUCAUCGUUUCUGCAUCGUUUAAGGCCGGAUAUCCUGCCCCUGCCUAUGAAGAUAAUGCUUCUGCUUCGACGGUCCCUGAAGCUGAUUACGUUUGGCGCAUAAUUGUAAUGUUCGGUGCAAUUCCAGCCGCACUCACUUACUACUGGCGUAUGAAGAUGCCUGAAACAGCACGUUAUACGGCAUUGAUUGCCAAGAAUGCCAAACAGGCCGCUUCUGAUAUGUCCAAAGUAUUGCAAGUUGAACUCGAGGCUGAACCUGAAAAGGUUGAGAAGCUUGCGGAGGAGAAAGAGAAUGGUUUCGGCUUGUUUACGAAGGAAUUCCUCCGACGCCAUGGACUUCACUUGCUUGGAACAACGAGUACAUGGUUCUUGCUGGACAUUGCCUUCUACAGUCAGAACCUUUUCCAGAAGGAUAUUUUCUCUGCAAUUGGGUGGCUUCCCCCUCCCAAAACAAUGAAUGCGAUCGAAGAAGUUUACAGAAUUGCGAGGGCUCAAACUCUUAUUGCCCUCUGCAGUACUGUACCAGGCUACUGGUUUACAGUCGCGUUCAUCGACAAAAUUGGAAGAUUUGCAAUUCAGAUAAUGGGAUUCUUCUUCAUGACGGUGUUUAUGUUUGCACUGGCUAUUCCUUACACGCACUGGACACACAAAGAGAACCGAAUCGGAUUUGUGAUUAUUUACUCACUCACGUUCUUCUUCUCCAAUUUUGGGCCGAAUGCCACGACAUUUGUCGUCCCGGCGGAAAUUUUCCCAGCAAGAUUAAGGUCCACGUGCCACGGAAUAUCAGCAGCCGCUGGCAAGGCUGGAGCCAUUAUCGGAGCAUUUGGAUUUUUGUAUGCUGCUCAGCCUACUGAUCCAAAAAAGACUGAUGCUGGAUACCCUCCUGGUAUUGGUGUUAGGAACGCGCUUAUCGUUCUUGGCUGUGUCAAUUUCCUUGGUAUGUUGUUCACUUUAUUGGUGCCCGAGUCGAAGGGUAAAUCACUGGAGGAAAUGUCACAGGAGAAUGAGGAUGACAGUGGGACUGAAACAGAAAUGAGGCAACAAGGCGAAAAUGAAAUUAGAGCAGUUCCUAUUUAGUUAAUUACAAGUUUUAAACUUGGCAAAGAUACAGAUAGAAUACGUACUUCAGAUUCACCUUAAGAGGGAUUAGUACUCUCUGCAAGUAUCUAAGUUUGAUGUUAUCAUACUAAUGUAUGCAAAAUCAAUCCAGUCAAAGUAAAUUAAUCUUCUACAGCAAAAAUAGUUAUAUAAAUAUGAAAAUGGUUUCAAUCUUAAGUCCCCUGAA